AUGGCAACCAGUGCCCCACUCCUGGGAAAGCAGGGCAAGGCCGCCCACAGCAAGGCCUCGAUCUUCUACGGCGCAGAUGAGUAUCUUGAGGAGCUGAAGAAGAAGUACGAACACGACCACGAAAUUGCAGCCUUGAAGAAUGCUCUUCCAGGCGAGGGUGAUCCCAAUGCGGCUGGUGUUGCCCAGAGCAACGACAAGAUGCUCUCCGUUCAGAAGAACAAUGAGAACAGGAGCCUGAAGACCAAUCGGCUCUUCCCGACUCCGAACAAGCCAGACCCAAUGCCGCAGAACUUGGCAUUCCUCUUCACCAAGAUCACGCCGGACCGGGGUGCUGCGGGUGGGUGGAAUGUACUUACCGCAAUUUUCUGCACGCAAGUGCUGAUGGUGAUCGGCUACUGUGCAGCCUUGGCUACCUUUCCGGACUACUGGUGGACCUGCACACUCUGCUUCGGCAUCCCGUUCUCGUACAUCGCCAUCCAGAACAUCUACAUUGAUCACGAUGUGAUGCAUGGUGCCACUUUCCCGGUUUACGAGUGGCAGCGCUUCUUGACUCAUCCAUUUGCGGAUUUUUUCAGCUUGCCGUGGGAGGAAUUCGUCCUCGAGCACAACAGGCAUCAUGCCUCAACUGUGGACUUGCUGAUCCAGGGUGAGUUCGGCUGGGACCCCGAGGAGUUCCACUAUGCCCUGCAGCAGUGGGCUGGGCCAUGGGGCUCGAACUGGUACAAGUACCUGCUCACCGUCCCGUUCAUCCCGGUGAUCCAUUUCUUCGGCUUGAACGACACCGGCUCGUUGUUCGCCUUGGAAUGGUGGAUGCACUUCCCCGAUGAAGGUGCGGGUGGAAAGUGCAACAAGGAGUUCUGGAGCAAGUGGAUUCCUCGCCGCAUCAAGCACAAUGCGUUCGUGCUCGGCCUGUGGACCUGCGUGUGGCUGUUGGGUACCUACCCUUUGGGACGUCCCCUCAGCGAGGGCUGGCGUUUCAUGUUUACGGUGUCCUUCUUCGCCCGUGUCGGCUACUCGGCGGCCUGGAUGUUUAUCACUAACUUCACACAUAGCUUGCCUUGGAACGAGUUCCUGGCACAAGAUCCGGGCCGUACCUGGCCGGUGCUUCACAACGUGAUGGCCAUGGUUUUGGGUGGAAAGCACCGCUGGAACGAGAUGCUCUUCCACGAUGUGCAUCAUGAGUUGGACGGGGACGCUCUCGCAUGUUUGGUCGGGGGCAUGCACACUGAUGCGUCUCGCAAGGGCGCUGGCGCGCGAGACGGCUGGUGUUGGGACUGUCGUCAGGCGGUGGUUCCGAGUGUGGAUCAUGUGCUUUGGUCCUGCGCGGGGCAUGCUGAUCUUCGUAGGGUUCCUCGUCCGCCGGGCGAGCUAGCUGCUAGGCUAGGUUGGGACGGUUCGCUAGCUACCGAUGCUCAGCAAAUCAAAAUCGUGAAAGAGCGCUUGCAUGUUAUGGGCUCGAUUCGCCGCAGAGAGUGGCAGAAUAGAGGACAGCGAGACGGCUGGCGCAAGGUGCAUCAUGCUUUCCCCAAUGCGGUCGGCACGCUGAGCCAGCGUGGCCGCUUCCACGGCUGGGAGAAGGUGCACGAUGCUGCGGCCGAAGUCCUUCACCGAGGCCUGUGGAAGCCCAAUGGCGACGAGGAGACCCAGAUGCAGAAGACCCAGAAGAAGCGCUCCUUGAUGAUGAAGCAGGGCAAGUGA
This is a messenger RNA of Symbiodinium sp. CCMP2592, 1698 nucleotides long. NCBI's taxonomy places the organism in Eukaryota, Dinophyceae, Suessiales, Symbiodiniaceae. The record is from the annotation of a GenBank genome assembly.